Messenger RNA from Heterotrigona itama, 1633 nucleotides. The record is from the annotation of a GenBank genome assembly. Lineage: Eukaryota; Metazoa; Arthropoda; Insecta; Hymenoptera; Apidae.
AUGGCAGUAGUCCGAGUACGCCUCUGUCACGGCAGCCUAACCAAGAUGUCCUCAUUAGCAAUUCGAGUCGCAGCCGCGACUAGCUCGGUUUUACUCACUUCGUGGCCCGAGGGCUCCUGUCGACUCAUAUCAAGAUUAUAUCUAGAUACUGCAACUUUAAUAUGGAAUGGAAAUGGUAUCGAAGGAAAAGAUAACAUACAAAAAUUUUGGACAGAUUUGCCACCUUCAGAUCAUUCUAUUUUUACUUUAGAUGCUCAACCAAUAACAGGUCCUGAGAUGGCAGAUCAAUUAACAUUCCUUGUAAAAGUUGGAGGACAAGUGAAGUAUGAUGACAAGAUAUCGAAAUCAUUUAGCCAAUGUUUUCUAAUUACAGCUAUGGGAGAUAAGUGGAAAAUUGUAAGCGAUUGUUUUCGUGUGCAAGAGAUAUUAGAGAAUGUAAAUUGAAAUAUAAAAUGAGACAAUUUGUGUUCUUAAAAUGUUCAGAGUCCUUGAUUCAAUAUUUCUUUUUAUUUCUAUCGUCGGUCUUAUAUCAAUGUAUAAAGCGAUAUUAAAAUUUUCGUAUUAGUGAAUCAGUACGUUGGUCGAUCAUUUAGGAAUAACUUUACACGAGAAAAAACUAAAAAUAAAUAUAGAUAUAAAUACUUAGACAUAAACAUUACUAUGAUACAUAUUGUAUAAAACAUCGAUUUCAUAUUCUUUGACAGCUCAUCAACUUAAAUAUCCAAUGAUUGAUAAGAUUUUGAGAAGUUCUAAAUGUACAAUUUUUUAAAUGAAAUACAUAUCAAUAUAGUUCGUAAUACUUCUUAAAGUCUAUAAAUAUUGCCUAUAAUUACUUAAAUUUUGAAAGAAUCAUACAUGACAUUUUGUAUUUAUAUUAACUGUGUUUUAUUUUUCAUCAGUUAAUAUAAACGAGAUUAAACGUAAUAAAACAAAAUUUCACAGUUAAAUAUAACAUGCAAUGAGAUUAUAAUACAAUUAUCUAUAGCGUCUGUAAUCUGUCAUUCCCAUAACAAGAAUAAAAAAUUGUUUUAAAAUUAUUAAAUAUAAUUAGGCUAAAAGAUCACUUAAAAUGUUAAAAUAUAUAUGAAACUUGAAUUACAAUGUUACGUAUGAUCCUUUGAAAAUAAUUAUGUAUUUACAGAUAACAUUUUAUUGAAUACUUUGCUUAAUAAACUAAGAAUUGAUUUAAAUUCCAGUUAAAAAUCUGUACGCCUAGGACUUCUCAAAAGAAUUCGUUCGUUCGAUCGCUCGUCUUUCCCUCCCACCCUCUCUCCCUCUCUUUCUCGCUUUUUUUUAAAUUUGAAGAUAAAAGAUAAGUCGAUCGGUGUAUCACAGGUACAAAUGAUGCAAAAAAAAGAGAAAAAAAAAAAGAAGAAAAAGAAAAUACAGAGAAAUGAUUGGGUGAUCAGACCGAAAAGAGAGAAAUUCCGGUUCGCAUAAUUAGCGUUGUCGAUCGAUGUGUUUCUAGUAGCCAUAUGUAGGCAGUGUUAUAAGGAAAAAGUCUUGAUUGGCAAAUCGAGUGGCAUUUUCAUUCUCGUUGCUUAUUUCUUAUUUUUAAAUGAUCAAAUAAAAAAUAUGAUUUCAGACUCCGGAAACUCUUAUUGGAAGACCAGCAAAUGAACAAUUUUACUAA